UAUUUGUGUUUCGAAAUUUUGUCUUUCACGCCAAUAAAGAAUAUUUUGAAUGCAGUUUCAAGACGUGCGCCAAGACAUUCGGAGUCAGUCAGUUCGCCAAUAGCUGAAAGUGACAAAAAAUAAGAAAUAAUUAAAUAAAAAAUUGUUAUGACACAAAGUAAAAAAGAGUACAAAAUUCGGCAAUUUCUUCACUGCGAUAAAGAAAAUUGUAGGUGGCAGAUUGUUGCCGUUAAUUAAAGCGGAAAGCGGAAAUCAAAAGCGCAGCCAAAAACGCUUCUGCGAAUUUGUGGGUACUUUAUUCAAUUGGAACUCGCGUUAUUUUAAGUGAUAUAAAAUACAUUGAAUUCAUUACACAAAAGGAAACGGACGCCCUUAACGAAUAUCGAAGUUGGUGCAAGAGUGGCGCGGUGCGGUGCGGUCUCGUGGGGAAAGUUAGAAAGAAAACCCAACAAUUGUUUUUCGGGGUGGAAAGGCCAGUUGGUUGGUUGGUUGGUGAAAAUGUGAAGAGCAGCGCAGCGCAGCGCAUUGCCGAAUAGUGUUAUUAACAGCAGCGAAGCGCCAAGAGGAACAGUAAACAGUAGCCAACGAUAGAAAUUAUUAAUUAAAGUGUUUAUGUGAAAAAAUUUGAAAACAUUUUUAUUGUCUUCAUUGUGUGCGCAACAGAGGCGGCAGCGGUAGCAGCAGCAACAACAACAACGGUGACAAACGGCACUACGUAAAAGACACUUAAAUAAAUUGGAUGCGAAAACGCUCUACGUAAAUACAAUAGCAGCUGCAUCCUAAUGCUUGUACAUAUUUGUUUUUUGGAAAAGGUUACGGAAAAGUACAGCAAAAGUUGAACAAAUUGUUGGAGAAUGCAAUGAACGUGUGCUGCAUGGAAAGGCACAAUAUUUACAUGCAGAAAUAGUGAGCUAAAAGAGCGUGUUGCAUGCCAUUCGUGGAGGUUAGAAAAUAAUAAAGAAAAUAUACGUUGCAUGCAUGUGAACUGGUAGAAUAUGAAAUUGGAUUACGGCUGAGCGUUUGAAGGCUAUUAAAACUAUUCAGAGUUGCGAGAAUAAAAGAGUUAGCAAAGCAACGCGAAGGAGCGCAAGAAACAAGAAAAGAAUACAACUAAGAAAAAGACAGAAGCUCAAAUAAAAAGUGUAUUAAAUAUACUAGAAUUAUAUGAAAGAAAACGGUGUUUAAUGAGCGCGCCUUUGGCCCCAUCAGUUGCUUGCCGUAGGUUUAGAAACGUAGUUGCUAUUUGCGCGUAGUGCGGUGGUGGUAGCGAGAGCAGCGUGCGCAGCUCAACUGAAAACCUUCAUAAAGUAUACAGUGUUCAAGUCAAAUUUAAUAUUCAGUUGUGCUCUUCUUCCUGUGGUCGGUAAAACGCGCGCCUCAAAGUGCAUUUAUUCCAGCAUACCAUGUCCUCGAUAUCGGCGCAGGGCGUGGUCGAACGUGCAUCCGCUGAACUUUCGAAACGCAUUAAUGGCCUUGGGCUGCGUUCGAAGCACCAUCAUGGCAGUGGUUCCAAUUCGUCCUCGUCCUCCUCUACACAAUCCUCUUCUUCGUCUGGUGGCGGUAGCGGCAAAACUUCAGUAAUGGAACGCGUUACAAAUGCGCUCUGUGGCGGUAGCAGCAGCAGCAGCAACAACAACAGUAACACUAGCAACGCGAGUAAUAAUUCGACUAGCAACACAGCCGCCACACCCGAUAAGCCUACACGCAGUGGUAGUGGCAGCGGCAGCGGCACGCACACACCCACCGGUGGCUUAUCCGCGCCCGCAAGUCCCACUCUCACACACAGUGUCGGCAUUGUCGGCGCAGGCGGCAAUAUACAGCAACAGCAGCCGGCACAGCCACAAGCACAGCAGCCAUCACACCCGCAUCAACAUUCGCAGCAAACUUCGGCGUCGCCACCGCCACCGUCACAACAUCCAUUGCAGUCGCAGAUUGCCAGCUCGACGCUGGUGAAUUCUAAUUCCAAUAUGAUGGGUGCUCCAUCGCCUGUGCUUGGCCAUCCACUUGGCGCACCACCGGCGCCCACUGUCAACUCGAUCGCCAAGCAAAUGAACAUCACCAUACCCGGCCAGCCACAAUUUAAUACAAUGGGUCUUGUAGCGGCACAAAAAUCGGUUGCAAAUCAAUCGGUGAGUGGUGGUACACCACUUCAGUUACGCAAACAAUUACCCAAUCCGCAUCUACAUCAUCCAUAUGCAGGUGGCGGUGGCGGAGUCGUAACUGGUGUUUUGCCGACGGGCGCUGCUGGCGGCGCUUCAAACGCUUCACAACUGGCCGCUGCCGUUACACAGUCUGCGCUGAUACUACACAAACACCCGCCUCCCAUCACAAGCAUUGAGGCGCUGCUACUCGACGAUCGUUUUUUGAAUCGAUUUUUCCUUUAUUUUUCGUCAUAUGAGCGUCGCACUUUGGCGCAGGUGUGCAUGAAAUGGCGCGAUAUACUCUAUCGCAGUCCGCGUUAUUGGUCGGGCCUAUUGCCGACAUUGCAAUGUCGCGAGUUGCGUCAAAUACCGAGCUGUGAUCGUGUGAAGUUGUAUAACUCGUUAAUACGUCGCGGUUUUCAUGCGCUCGCGUUGGUUGGCGCCUCCGAUGAGGACGCACUGGACGUGGUACACUCAUUCCCUUUGGCCUCGAAGCAUAUACAUUCGUUGAGUUUACGCUGUUCGUCGAUCAGUGAUCGGGGACUAGAGGCGCUGCUGGAUCAUCUACAGAGUCUCUUCGAACUCGAGCUUGCCGGCUGCAAUGAGGUUACCGAGGCUGGCCUGUGGGCUUGCCUAACGCCGCGCAUUGUCUCACUAUCGCUGGCGGAUUGCAUUAAUAUUGCCGAUGAGGCAGUGGGUGCUGUGGCGCAAUUGCUGCCAUCGCUGUAUGAAUUUUCGCUGCAGGCUUAUCACGUCACUGAUGCGGCUCUGGGCUAUUUCUCGCCGAAACAAAGCCAUAGCCUGAGUAUACUCCGCCUGCAGUCGUGUUGGGAAUUAACCAAUCACGGCAUCGUUAAUAUUGGUGAGUGA
Messenger RNA from Anastrepha obliqua, 3011 nucleotides. RefSeq names its product F-box/LRR-repeat protein 16. The transcript has 5 exons. NCBI's taxonomy places the organism in Eukaryota, Metazoa, Arthropoda, Insecta, Diptera, Tephritidae. The record is from RefSeq and is a predicted model, not a curated record. The coding region runs from base 1404 to 3011 and encodes 535 amino acids.